AGUUGACAUCGCGUGUCUCAUAUGUCAACAUCUUGCAGCCUGUGAGUUCAUUUGUUUUGUAUCUAAAAACUGCGCUGCUUUUCUGUUUAUGUGAAGCGAUGGCUCAGGAAGAGAGCGACUGGAAGAGGCAGCUAAUGGAGAAAGAAAAAGAGAUCGCUGCUCUCAAGAACAAACUGGAACAGCUUGAAAAGAACCACGCCUCAGUGCUGGAACUCCAGGACAAAGUGAUGCAGCUUAGUCCUCUAACAGCCAAACCAGCGCUCAGCAAUGAGGACAUCAUGCGGUACAGCAGACAGCUCCUUCUGCCUGAGCUCGGUGUAAAAGGCCAGCUGAAUUUAUCUGGGACAUCUGUGCUGAUCGUGGGCUGCGGUGGACUAGGUUGUCCACUCGCCCAGUAUCUAGCAGCAGCAGGCAUCGGGCGUCUUGGUCUGCUGGACUAUGAUGAAGUGGAGCUCAGCAACCUCCACAGGCAGGUUCUCCAUGGAGAGGAGAAUCAGGGCCAGGCUAAGGCUCUGUCUGCAGCUACAGCAGUAAAAAGGCUGAAUUCUACCGUGGAGUGUGUUCCCUACCAUCUGCAGCUCUCACCAGAGAAUGCCUUACAGCUUAUUCAACAAUAUGACAUUGUGGCGGACUGUUCAGACAACGUUCCCACCCGUUACCUGGUGAAUGACGCCUGCGUGCUCAGCGGCAGACCUUUGGUGUCUGCGAGUGCUUUGCGACUGGAAGGGCAGUUGACGGUGUACAACUAUCAGGGAGGCCCCUGCUACAGAUGUUUAUACCCACGGCCCCCACCCCCAGAGACGGUAACCAACUGUUCUGAUGGAGGGGUGUUAGGAGUGGUUCCAGGUAUUAUGGGCUGCUUCCAAGCUUUAGAGGUCCUUAAAAUUGCCUCAGGGCAAGGUUCGUCCUGCGCUCAGCAGCUGCUGAUGUUUGACGCUCAGGCUUUCAGAUUCAGGUCCAUCAGACUGCGGCCCAAGCAGGCUGGCUGUGCGGCGUGUGGAGAAAGCCCCAGUGUGACGCAGCUGAUUGACUAUGAGGCUUUCUGUGGGUCUGCUGCCACAGAUAAGUGUCGAAAGCUUAACCUCCUGUCCAAGGAUCAGAGGAUCACAGUGCAGGAAUAUAAAUCCGUGGUGGAUAACUCGGGCCAUCAUAUCUUGCUUGAUGUCCGCCCUCUUGUGGAAGUGGAUAUCUGUCACUUGCCCUUCUCUCUCAAUAUCCCCCUCUCCAGUUUAGAGCAGAGAAAGAGUGAAGAUAUCCGGUUACUUCAGCAAAGAAUCAUCCAGCUGAAGCAGCAGAUGGCAGGUGACUGCCACCCUCCAGUUUAUGUCAUCUGUAAGCUGGGUAAUGACUCCCAGAAGGCAGUGCAGAUUUUGGAAAAGAUGAGCGGGUCAGAAAUGGACAGUUUCACCGUAAAGGACAUCUGUGGAGGGCUCAUGGCGUGGGCCAAGAACAUUGAUUCAACAUUUCCACAGUAUUAAUGUACUGUAUGAUUGUUUGCUUGUAAUAAACUAAUACAUUUCAUCAUGUUGACUGUUUUCGCUUACAUGCCGAUCGUUUUGCAAAUGUCGUGACUUUAUUGCAACAGCUUUCAUGUUGACAACAAGACUGGAGAGUCCCAUUUACUUUUGUUUUAUUUUGUAGUAGACUGUGCGUAGGCUGCUGGAUUACAUGUAUGAAUUGCAGUUGCAAAAUCAGGUUUCUCUUCCUCUUUUUAAAGCUAACCUUUAAAAGUUAACGUCUUUAACAGUUGUAGCAGAUAGAUCUAUCAUAUUUUUGGAUGCAACUCAGCCAGAUAUAUAAUGUGAUCACUUAUAGCCCAAAUUAAUAGUUCGCCCAAGCAGAAUAAAUGGAUUUCUAUCCUAAAUCAACCUUUAAUUUUUAUAAAAUGUUAUUCUUUUUAGGA
Cyprinodon variegatus (sheepshead minnow) is the source of this 1903-nucleotide messenger RNA. RefSeq names its product molybdenum cofactor synthesis 3 (gene mocs3). Gene Ontology annotation, molecular function: URM1 activating enzyme activity; adenylyltransferase activity; thiosulfate-cyanide sulfurtransferase activity. Lineage: Eukaryota; Metazoa; Chordata; Actinopteri; Cyprinodontiformes; Cyprinodontidae. The transcript is spliced from 13 exons. The coding region runs from base 99 to 1478 and encodes 459 amino acids. Gene Ontology annotation, biological process: protein urmylation; tRNA wobble position uridine thiolation. The record is from RefSeq and is a predicted model, not a curated record. Gene Ontology annotation, cellular component: cytoplasm; cytosol.